This is a messenger RNA of Aspergillus steynii IBT 23096, 2148 nucleotides long. RefSeq names its product C2H2 type zinc finger domain protein. Gene Ontology annotation, cellular component: chromatin. Gene Ontology annotation, biological process: DNA-templated transcription; regulation of transcription by RNA polymerase II. The record is from RefSeq and is a predicted model, not a curated record. Bases 1 to 2148 code for a protein of 715 amino acids. Gene Ontology annotation, molecular function: DNA-binding transcription factor activity, RNA polymerase II-specific; zinc ion binding; RNA polymerase II cis-regulatory region sequence-specific DNA binding. Lineage: Eukaryota; Fungi; Ascomycota; Eurotiomycetes; Eurotiales; Aspergillaceae. The transcript has 5 exons.
AUGCCACAAACCACCACAUCCCCCGGGGUCAAGACGCUGGUGUGUAGAGUCUGUCAGAAGGCCUUCUCCAAAGCGGAGCAUCUAAGAGUAAUCACAACUCCCGUUCUUGCUUGCCUUGAUACUGGCUCAAAGCCGUUUAUCUGUAAGGAGUGUGGUAGGCCAUUUGCCCGGCAAGAUGCCCUUACUCGCCACGAGAAACUGCAUGUUCGCGCUGCAGGCCCUAAACAUGCUCGAGAAUCUCCAACGCGGCAUACUGUCGCCCAGCCGACUUCCUUGAAUACUCUGCCAAGUUGGGAUACUAUCAAAGUCCCGGCAGAGCCCCCAAUACUGACCCCUACCCCAACUCAGUCAUGGGAGACUUCACAGUCCGACCACGAUUCCGGGCUGCAUCAAACGGCGUCAGAUCUUGAUUUUUCGCUGGUAUGGCCCGAUUCCGAGGACCUUUUCCAGAGUAUCAUGUCAUCGGACACCACGGACCAAUGGCAGAUGCCCCUAGGUGCUCUACCAUUUCCGCCUACGGUGCAGGAUUCCAAUGCAAUGUCUUUUGGAUCCCCCAAUUCGUUUGACGACCGUACCUCUUCUAUAGGUGUGAUCCCCUUUGGGGGCAGCCAUGAGGCUGUACGGGAUGUCACCGAAAUGGUGACGAGUUCGUCGUCUAGCGUAACAGCUGCGAUUAAGGCAACCUCGAUCACCUCGGUAUUUCUAGACGAGUGUUUGCACAUGUUUUUCGUUCGAUUCAUCCCGACCUUCCCCGUACUGCAUCGGGCAACUUUCGUAUUCCGAGAAUGUACGCAUCCUCUUCUUCUGAACGCUAUGGCUCUCGGCUCUUUGUACCUGGGUCCUAAGGACUCGGUUGCGAAGUGGCAAUCCCUCAUCACACAUCGUGGUCCGUACGAUGCCUGCAAAGGCGUUCAACUUCUGAUCACUGCCCUUUUGGGUCAAAUAUACGGUGCAUUGUCCAAAAACAGGGUCAUUCGCACGACUAGUCAGGUUUUCCGUCCGCUUGGAUUCUUCUGGGCAAGGCAUUGUGGCAUGCUAGACUGCGCACCGUUCUCAUUAGAGAAUCUUCCUUUCCCCACGGCUUCAAGUGCCGAGAAAGAACAGAAAUGGCGAGUAUGGGCUGCAAGAGAGAUUCAGCAACGGGCAUUGCUUGCAUACCAUGUACUGGAUGGCCUCGUCGCCCAGAUGUCUGGGGACGGCGCCUCCACGCGGCACGUUGCCAAUCCACUCAUAUUGCCCAGCAAUGAGGCGGCCUUCGAUGCCAGCAGUCCUGAUGAAUGGCUAGUACACAUGCGCUCUCACACGACAGAUCAACCGUCAUUCAGGUUGAUCUUCCGCUCUCUUUUCCCUCCUAUUGGUAGCUUCCGGUCCCUUGACUAUCAGUUUUCGGCCUUCGCUUUGCGGGUUGUUCUCGAAGGUUUGCAGUCACUAGUUUCGGACUCCGAUGACAGUGAUCUGGUUGCCGUUGGUGUCCCCAGCCGCUCAGAUGUGAAAAAAGCGUUAGCCCAGGUCCACGAGACCAUUUCUAUGAGCAUUCAUCUCUCAGCCCCCGAAAGGCUUGAGGUUCUUUUACGCUGGCACACAAUUUGCUUGGACACGAUGAUCAACUCGACCGUGCUUUGCAGACAUGUUUGCUCUCGCUUCGACGUCGCCCAGCACGUGUCCGGCGGUUCUCGUACCAUGAAACCCGGGUUCGAUAUGGCCAAAUGGGUCAACACCGAGGACGCUCGGCGUGCUUUGUUGCAUGCUAUUGCAAUUCAGGACAUCAUCGAACAAUUGCCUAGAGGCCGAGCUCAUGUGAUUCAUAUGCCCAGCUCUCUUUUCGCGGCGGCAACUAUCUAUGUUGUCUUCUCCCUCGCCGGUGUGACAAACGUUAAGCUACCACGUACCAUCGUUUGGCCAGAUGCCCUGCUUUCGCAAUCUGACUUUAACCUUGGAUGUGAAAGUACAAUACCAUCGGCGCUAUCGGAGACAAGGCGCUUUGUUGAAGAAGGGAGGACAGACUCUCCGCCAGGCAUGGGUGCAAGCCGGAAUUUACUCUACGAAAUGAACUCGAUGCAGAAGUUGUUCCGCUGCCUUAUAUCACAAUGGGGAAUUGCCCAUGACAUGGAGGAAAUCGUUGACAAGUGGAUUACACUAUGUCAUUAG